UGCCACCUGAGUUUCGCUUCCUAGUCAGCUGAUGCCUCCGCCCAGCCCAGGCUGAGCCCUGGCUGUGGUUAUAAAGUCGAGUGCGCAAGCCAAGAGAGCAGAAUUCUUGCCAGAGGUAGCAGACAGGAAGCAGCAGCAAACAUGGCGACGUUGUACCCAUCUCUCGAGGACAUGAAAGUGGACCACGUUCUGAAGGCCCAGGCAGAUGCAGCCCCCAAGGCGCCAGCCUCCAUCCCCGCUCCGCUCCCUGCCUUCGUUGUGCCAUCUGCCCCUCCAGCUUCUCCCGCAGAGAAGGCCGAGCCGCCCAAGCCAGCAGCCCUGCCAGUUUUGUACCCGAACCUCACAGACUUAAAUGAUUACAUGGGCCUCUCCCUCUCCAGUGAGGAGGUCCAAAAGAAUUUAGGACUCGCCCCGGCAGGCAGCAACGCCGUGACCUCAGCGCCCUCCACACCGGGCUUUGUGGUUGCCCCCGUGACGGGAAGCGACCUGGGGGUUCGCCGGGCGGAGAUCAAGCCAGGCUUGCGGGAGGUUCACCUCUGCAAGGACGAGCGCGGGAAGACGGGACUGAAGCUGAGGAACAUUGAUAAGGGGUUGUUUGUGCAGCUGGUCAAGGCCAACUCCCCAGCUUCUCUGGUGGGCCUGCGCUUUGGAGAUCAGGUCCUGCAGAUCGACGGGAAGGAUUGCGCAGGGUGGAACGCGGACAAGGCUAAGCGGGCGCUGAAGAAAGCCUCUCCGGAGAAAAUCGUCAUGGUGGUCCGGGACAGGCCUUUCCAGCGCACGGUGACAAUGCACAAGGACAGCAUGGGCCAUGUGGGGUUCAUUGUCAAGAAAGGGCAAGUCAACUCGCUUGCCAGAGGCAGCUCUGCGGCUCGGAACGGGCUCCUUAUCAACCAUUACAUCUGUGAGGUGAACGGGCAAAAUGUCAUUGGCCUGAGGGACAAGGAGAUCACAGAGGUCCUCAUCAAUGCCGGCAACAUCAUCACUCUGACCAUUGUCCCUGCCGUGAUCUACGAACACAUGGUCAAAAAGCUUUCGAGUGGGCUGGCGAAAUCUUCCAUGGACCGUUCAGUUCCUGAUGUUUAAAAUUGCUCAAGACUUUCCCUCUUUCCGCCGCCUCUCUCUUCCGGGAUGAAAUACACCACAGAUGACUCCUUCUUUUAGUCUCAUUGGAGAAUACUCACGAGGUGCAGGAAGAUAAAUCAAUUCCUUGAAGCUUUCAGUUAUUCCUUGAGGACUGUGAGGUCUCCAGAGAUUCGGUGGGGAUGUAGCUGAGUUUAUUGCACAUUCCUGGGUGAUUCUUCCCUCCUUAAGGAAGUGAAGCAGCUGAUUCUCUGAUCUUCAUAGCCCAAAUGUAAACUGGAGGAACUGCCCUUCUGCUGCCUAUUCAGACAACCAAAUCAGACCUGGGUGCCUCCUAUUUAGCAGGAGAGCCAGGCUCAGGCUUGCAUAGCUUUUAACACCAGAACCACUGUGGUUGAGCAAUAGGUUCCAAAUUUACAAAGCAAACAGCCUGACUCUCUUAGGGAAACACUUGCCUGUGUUAAGUGAUGAACGGUGCGCUCUUGUUUAAGCACAUUGGACAUGGUUGCAGGGCCACCUCGAUCAAUGCCAGAAUGAAAGAGUGCCUGCUUCGAAUGCCAUGACGGAAAGAGAGCAAGGGAUAUAAAUGUACAAAAGUCACCUCCAGAAUGACAUUACUUUGCAGGGAUUCAAGCACGUACUGGAAAUUAAGUUUUGCACAACUAAAGUAGGUUGAAGUGCUCUGUUGCAACAAAUCCACUUAAGAAAGGACUGGCUGCGAUUAACAGAGCGAUGGUACAAUGCACUGAAAAAAGCGUGAGAUGAAUGAAUGAUCAUUGGGAAGAUGUAUCCACACCCUGCAAGCAAACCAGCAUGAAUGCUUGUUGUCGUAUAGCUUCCCUGGAAUCAAAGCAUAAGAAAUAAAGGCUGGAUGUGGUCAAACUUCUGUGUAAGCUUGUUGGGAUAAGCACUCUACGAACAGGCAAUCUGAAGAUCAAAAUCAAGCUAGGCAGUGUCUUGCACAACCAGAGGCCACAGUUCACCCAAGCUAACAUACUCUGGAUGAAUCCUAGGAGUUAUUAUAUCUGGAUGAAUCCUAGAAUUUAUUAUUUAUACCCCGCCCAUCUGGCUGGGUUUUCCCAGCCACUCUGGGCAGAUUCCAACCAAAUAUUAAAAACAAUACAGCAUCAAACAUUAAAAACUUCCCUAAACAGGACCGCCUUCAGUUGUCUUUUGAAAGUAAAAUAGUUGCUUAUAUUGCCUUGACAUCUGCUGGGAGGGCGUUCCACAGGGCAGGUGCCACCACUGAGAAGGCCCUCUGCCUGGUUCUCUGUAACCUCACUUCUCGCAGCGAGGGGACUGCCAGAAGGCCCUCGGAGCUGGACCUCAGUGGGGGGCUGGACGAUGGGGGUAGAGACGCUCCUUCAGGUAUACAGGACCGAGGCAGUGUACAGAAAGAGGGUCUGCUACCUCUAAGUGCCCCUGUGUUUUUUGUUGCAUGUUUGUUGUCUGCACCCAAGGAGAGCAAGAAAGGGGCAAGAGGAAGGGGACAAGGGAACUCUUUCCUGCAGGAUGUUGAGCAAUGAGUAGUUGCUCAUGGGGCAAACUAGCCCUUGGUUUGGUUCUGCUGCCCCUGUGCAAAGAGAGCCAGAGUGGGAGGGAAGUCCGCCUCCUUCCCCCGCUUUCAGCCUAGACCAAUCAUGGAAAGCAAGACGCCUUUGGAGACCGAAAUGACAUUUUAUUACAGCCACCAAACAGACAAAGGUUACAGGACAGUGGAAAUCAAAACCCAAGAAGAGUAUACAGCUUUUAAGUUCUGUAUUUAAAAAUAUAUUAUAUAGAUUUUUCUUCUUCUCUUUCAAA
Zootoca vivipara (common lizard) is the source of this 2883-nucleotide messenger RNA. RefSeq names its product syndecan binding protein 2 (gene SDCBP2). Gene Ontology annotation, molecular function: protein binding. Lineage: Eukaryota; Metazoa; Chordata; Lepidosauria; Squamata; Lacertidae. Gene Ontology annotation, cellular component: cytoplasm; plasma membrane. The record is from RefSeq and is a predicted model, not a curated record.